AUGACUCAACAGGAUAAGAUUUACCUUCAUGCAUGGCGUACUGCGACGGACGACUCUCAGGCUCGCGAAAGCCUAUCACCCCUAAUUUCGGUUACAGAAGACAGAGAGUGGGCUUUCCAGGAAGCUAGGCGCCGCAAAAAGCAAGGAGAGACCAACGUCGUUGUGCACGAGAUAUGUAUAUCGAAGAGGCGUCUGCGGAAGUAUGAGAGGCGCGGAAAGCGAAUUUCUUAUAGGCACGUCUACAAGUGGUUAGAUCUAGCACGUGCUCGCCUUCCUCGCUAUGCAAAUUACGCGUGCACUGAUCAGGAACAUCUUUUCCUGCAUGAAAUCCCUGGGAUCUUCAUUGUGAAGACAUUCAAGGUCUGA
Messenger RNA from Penicillium crustosum, 366 nucleotides. RefSeq lists its product as uncharacterized. Lineage: Eukaryota; Fungi; Ascomycota; Eurotiomycetes; Eurotiales; Aspergillaceae. The coding region runs from base 1 to 366 and encodes 121 amino acids. The transcript has 2 exons. The record is from RefSeq and is a predicted model, not a curated record.